AUGGCCAAACGCCCCAACUUCCUCGUUGUCGUUGCCGACGAUCUCGGCUUCUCCGACGUGGGCUGUUUUGGAGGCGAGAUUCGCACCCCCAAUAUCGACCAGAUCGCAAAGGAAGGUCUACGAUUCACGGAUUUCCACGCCGCUGCGGCAUGCUCUCCCACGCGAGCAAUGAUCAUGACCGGUACCGACCACCACAUUGCUGGUCUCGGUAAUCUUAUUGAAUGGACCAACAUAUCUGGUCAGAACGGUCCCAAGGGAUCUGCUAUGAGUACGGCUCCUCAGCGUGGCAUGCCCGGAUACGAGGGGUACCUAAAUGAACGGGUCGUUGCACUACCGGAGUUACUCCGUGACGAUCCCCCCCACAAGCGUGGUUUCGUUCGAUCUUUCGCCCACCUGCCCGCCUGCUCCAACCACUACGCCUACGAACCCGAGUUGCGAGACAAGGACCAGAUCCCGACUUUUAUCGAAGCCUCGUAUAUCGCUCUGCAUAUGGAAGAUGGCGAGUACGUGCGCAAGCUGCCAGAUGACUGGUACUCGUCCGAUGGUUAUGGUGACAAGAUGGUCGACUACAUACGCGAGUGGAAGGAGAGUGGUGGCAGCGCAGGUCCUGAUGGUAAUGGUGACCGUCCUUUCUUUGGAUAUCUGCCUUUCACGGCCCCUCAUUGGCCUCUGCAGGCUCCUCGGGAAUACAUUGAUCACUAUCGUGGUGUGUAUGAUGAAGGCCCUGAUGUGCUGCGCCAGAAGCGACUGCAACGCCUGAAGGAGCUGGGUAUGAUCCGAGACGAUGUUGAAGCACACCCAGUCAACGCUGAGGAAGUUAAGCCUUGGGAUGAUUUUACUCCCGAUGAGAAGAAGAAGUCCGCAACUGCCAUGGAAGUCUUUGCUGGAAUGGUGGAAUGCAUUGAUAGUAACGUGGCCAAGGUAGUCGAAUAUCUGCGCUCGAUCGACGAGCUAGACAAUACCUUUGUCUGCUUCAUGUCCGACAAUGGUGCCGAGGGUGCCGCGUACGAGGCCUACCCAAUGGUGCAGAACGGCGUGAUGCCUCACCUACAGAAGUACUACGAUAACAGCCUCGAGAACUUGGGCAACGGUAACUCCUUUAUCUGGUAUGGUCCGCGUUGGGCGCAGGCUGCUACAGCCCCCUCCCGCCUCUACAAAGCCUACACAACUGAGGGUGGCGUCCGCGUCCCUUUUACAUGCCGCUUUCCCAAGAAUGUCAACCUCAAUCCACAAGGCGUAACACCCGGUGGUAUUACCGACCAGUUCGCUACCGUUAUGGAUCUUGCACCCUCCAUCCUGGACAUGGCCGGUCUCAAGCACCCGGCCCCGAGCUACCAGGGCCGUGAAGUUGUCUCCAUGCGUGGCCGUAGCUUCCACCCCUGGGCCAUCGGCGAGUCCGAACGUAUCCAUCCGAAGGACUUCAUCCAAGGCUGGGAAACCUGCGGCCGGGCCGCGCUACGCUGCGCAGACUGGAAAAUCGUCUUCAUUCCCAAGCCCAAGGGUCCCGAAAAAUGGCAACUCUACAACCUCGCCAAGGACCCCGGUGAGAUACAUGAUCUAGCAGAUCAGGAGCCUGAGAAGCUGAAAACACUCCUCAAGAUGUGGGAUCAGUAUGUUCUAGAGACUGGUAUCAUUCCUCUCUGUCCCGAUCUGGGAGACUUCUUGGAAGCGACUGAGGCACAAAUGCCUGAAAAUGCAUGGAUGGAGUUUGAUUACUGGAAAGAAGGUGCGCGCGAUACGCCUGAGAAGUUCACUCGUGAGCCUCCUCGAUUUCAGCGAACGGUGAAACCAUUCUAG
This is a messenger RNA of Penicillium manginii, 1797 nucleotides long. Its product is annotated as arylsulfatase. The record is from RefSeq and is a predicted model, not a curated record. The transcript has 3 exons. Gene Ontology annotation, molecular function: arylsulfatase activity. The coding region runs from base 1 to 1797 and encodes 598 amino acids. NCBI's taxonomy places the organism in Eukaryota, Fungi, Ascomycota, Eurotiomycetes, Eurotiales, Aspergillaceae.